Uncinocarpus reesii 1704 is the source of this 2352-nucleotide messenger RNA. RefSeq lists its product as uncharacterized. The transcript has 2 exons. The record is from RefSeq and is a predicted model, not a curated record. The coding region runs from base 1 to 2352 and encodes 783 amino acids. Gene Ontology annotation, cellular component: membrane. NCBI's taxonomy places the organism in Eukaryota, Fungi, Ascomycota, Eurotiomycetes, Onygenales, Onygenaceae.
AUGGCGAAUCCAACCACUCAACCGGCUGUGGCGCUGGGUCAGGUAGUGGAGACCGCACCCGAGAAGCCCACGGCUCCUGUUCAAACGGAUGCUACGAGCUCCAUUCGCCCCGAAGGUUAUGAUCACGUUUUCGAUACAGCCGAAGGCGUAGGGAACGGACCCCGCGUCAUCAAUAUCAGUGAGAAUUUGGAGGUCCUGUGCGGCCCUUUACUCAAUUAUAAAAGACUGAGUACCGACGAUAGUGGCCGCACCAUCUGGCAUGGAACGGUGUUGAUUGUUACGAGCCCUGGCCAAAAGCAUCCGAGCCUAAAAUUGCGCGCCAAAGGCCCGGUUUCGCACGGCGAAGACGAAGUUCAUAUCAAUGGCGAUGUCUCUGGGACCAAGGACGUAAACAUUGAAGGCCGAAAGCUCUAUGCGGAUCCUGUCAAGGCUUUUUGGAGAUUUUCCCUCGAGCUCCCACUGGAAAACUUUGAAGCUCGCUGGGAAUAUACAGUUCUUAGAUUUCGUUCGUCCAGCGACGCAUCGAGGGAGGCAUCUUGGAACUUUGUUGUUCCAUCAGUAACGGAGUCGAUGCGGAUCAUGUUCCAUUCUUGUAACGGAUUUUCAGUGGGAACGGACCUUGAUCACUGGCAGGGGCCACUCUUGUGGCAUGAUGUGCUGAGGCGCCAUGAAAAAAAACCCUUCCAUGUCAUGAUCGGUGGUGGAGAUCAAAUCUACAACGACUCGGUUCGAGUCGAUGGGCCGCUACGGGGCUGGACUGACAUCACUAAUCCAGCCAAAAGGCGAACACAUCCCUUUCCAAAUACCAUGAGAGAGGCCUGUGAUAAGUUCUAUUUCGAUAAUUAUAUCAGAUGGUAUUCGACAGAACCAUUUGCCACGGCCAAUGCGCAAAUCCCGCAGAUCAAUAUAUGGGAUGACCAUGACAUAAUCGAUGGCUUUGGCUCCUAUACUGACCAUUUCAUGAAAUGCGCAGUCUUCCGUGGAAUUGGAGGCGUUGCUUUCAAAUAUUACUGCUUGUUCCAGCAUCAUAGCGCACCUCCAAUGUCCACCUUCACCACUGAUACCCCUGAGACCAUGAAAGCGGUCAAUGGCACGGCCGGACGGGAUCCGAGGCAACUAGAGCAUAGCUAUGUCUAUCAAGAAACGGAAGAUGACCCGAGCUGGAUCCCGGGCUCUAGGCCUGGCCCCUAUGUGGAGGAAACGGCCCGAAAUAUCUACACUAGACUCGGCCGGCGAAUUGCAUUCAUCGCCAUUGACGGCCGUACCGAGCGCACACGACACCAAGUCAACUACCCAGAAACCUACGACCUUGUAUUUAACCGUCUUGAACAGGAACUGGAGGCUGCUGAUGGCGAGAUCAAGCACGUCAUUCUUCUCCUUGGUGUGCCCAUCGCCUAUCCUCGCCUUGCCUGGUUGGAAAAUAUCAUUUCUUCACCUGUCAUUGCGCCCAUUCGCUUGCUCAACCGUCGUUUCGGCGUUGGCGGUAAUCUUUUCAACAAAUUUGAUGGUCAAGUAGAUCUCUUGGAUGACUUGGAUGACCACUAUACAGCCCGGCAUCAUAAGCGGGAGCGGAGGCAACUGAUCCAACGGCUUCAGCACAUAUCAGAGAGGUUUGCUGUUCGGGUGUCAAUCCUUGGAGGUGACGUGCAUCUCGCAGCUAUUGGCCGGUUCUACUCCCGAGUUAAGAGCGGGAUACCAGUGGUCAACGACCCAAGAUACAUGAUCAACAUCAUCAGCAGCGCUAUCACCAACAAGCCUCCGCCCAAGGCUGUAGCCAAUUUACUUGCCCGCAGGAAUAAGAUUCACCAUCUUGAUUCUAAUACCGAUGCAACACUUAUGAAAAUUUUUGACAAGCAGCCCGGAGGGAAAGAAAAAUCAGCUGAUUUCAACAAGGUGACAAUGCCAUCCCGCAACUAUGCAUGCAUCACCGAGGCCGACUUUUCCGAGACCAAUGGGACCAACACGACUAGCGAGCAAGAACUAGCUCAAUUCCCGCCGCCCAAGGACGGCCAUUUUCCUCUUCACCCCGGGGAGGUGGAUGCUGGAACAAUCCACCCCGCUGCGGAUGGAAUUACUGGCCGCGUAGGCAUGGACGGCGGCUUGGAUGUAUCGAUUCGAGUUGAAAUUGACCCGGCGGAUAAAGAGGGCAACACGGAAGGAUACGGGUUUUGGAGUAAGCCCCCCGUUCUGAAAAUACACUGUGUUUCUGCGGAAGGUUGUUAUGUCCUAAAUGCUGACGGUUGGCCUGAUAGUUCCACCAUUGAUUGUGAAACAAACAGAGGAGCGUCGCCGUCACCGUUUCCAUCGUCAUGGGCAUCACCAGGAGCAACCCCAGGGACAGCCCACGGUUGA